Messenger RNA from Carassius gibelio (silver crucian carp), 2131 nucleotides. RefSeq lists its product as uncharacterized. The transcript is spliced from 10 exons. Gene Ontology annotation, molecular function: chitin binding; chitinase activity. Gene Ontology annotation, cellular component: extracellular region. The coding region runs from base 92 to 1276 and encodes 394 amino acids. The record is from RefSeq and is a predicted model, not a curated record. NCBI's taxonomy places the organism in Eukaryota, Metazoa, Chordata, Actinopteri, Cypriniformes, Cyprinidae. Gene Ontology annotation, biological process: chitin catabolic process; carbohydrate metabolic process.
AGUACUGAGACAGGAAGUGGUGUUUGUAUGUUUAUAACAUAUAGUCUGUCUUUAUCACACAACACAGCAGCUAGUGUCUUCUUCAGGAACAAUGCAGCUCAACAGAGCUUUUGCAUUUCUUUGCCUGGUGAUUUCAGUGGAUGCGCAGAGGAGUCACAGAAUGACCUGCUAUCUGGAUGUUUUAACACACCGCACACAUGAAGGGCCGUGCUCUCACAUCAUCCUCCCCUUGACCUCCACUGAUGGUGACCUUUACCUCCAAAGCCUGUCGGAAGAUGACAGCGUUACUCUUAGAAGCAUGAAGGAGAGAAAUCCAGCUUUGAAGAUUUUGCUUGGUUUGGAAGUCAGAUCAUCAAGGUUGGAGCUGAUGUCUGCUAAUGAAGCGAGCAUUGAGAAUUUUGUUCAAACACUAUUGAAAUACUUAAAAGACAAGAGUUUAGACGGCCUAGACGUGACCUGGCUGGAUGGCCCUACUUUUGACGAAUCUAGUAGAAACACAGAGCUACUCACAAAUUUUCUGAAGAUACUAAAAGGCGCAUUUAAAAAAGAAGCACAGCCUCUACUUCUGUCAGUGUCUGUACUAGGGCCUGUUGACCACAGUGAUGAUGAGCAGACACUUUCACAGUAUGUGGACUUCAUCUCCAUUUUGCCUGCUCAGCUCAAAAAGGAUGGACCAUACAUGCACUGGCAGGACCAGCAUGUUGACCUACAAAAGUUCAGUCUAGCUAUGCCUGCUUUUCUACGCCGGUCACGACGAAGGCAUCACCACAGGGAUCAUUUCAAUCAUGAGGACAUGAAUACAGAGACAGGAAAGAAGGAUCACAUCCACGUUUUGGGCUUCUACCUGGGCGAUCGGGUGUGUCAGGCCAUUAAAAGUCGACCAGAGAAGUUCAUUACUUUAACAAGUUUCUCAGAUGAGCAAAGUCUUGUUGCAGAGGUGCUCCAGAAAGGCUUUGGUGGCAUAACGGUUGUCUUCAUAGAUUUGGACGUCUUCUAUAACUCCAUAUGUGCGCAUCUUACUCAGGAUGAACGAGCAAUUGUUGAAUCAAAGGUGGUUCUGCAUUCACAUCAUGUACACAGACGUCAGGAGCAUGGUGGUCAUCAUCACAGCAGGAACCAUCACCACAGCCGCCACCACCAUCAUCACUCUCUUCUUACUUAUGGCAGCCAUGGUCAUCAUCACCAUGGUCGCCAUCAUCACCAUCACCACCACCACCAUCUUCAAAUAAUUCCUCAAAGAAACAUAACCGUGGAAGAACGGGAUGAUGUGAAGUGAUUAAUAUGUAAUACAAAAAAAUUCUUCUGAUAAAUGAUAAUGAGCGACGUCGUAAAACUUUGGUGUUUUAAGCUUGCCGAUUCCCUAUGUAUGUAUGUAUAUAUAUAUGUAUAUAUAUAUGUAUAUAUAUAUAUAUAUAUACACACACACACACACACACACACACACACACACACACACACACACACACACGCACACACACACACACACACACACACACACACACACACACACACACACACACACACACAUAUAUAUAUAUAUAUAUAACAUCAUACAUUUUCCACACAAAGGUCUUAUUAGUUUAGUAAAUCUGAAUGUUGUUUCUUUGAUUCCUAUUUUUGUCUUAUAAUAAUUGUGGAAGUAAUGUUAAAAAUUAUGGUAAAUGAUACAUAAUUUACCAUUUAAAUGCAUAUAUAUAUAUAUAUAUAUAUAUAUAUAUAUAUAUAUAUAUAUAUAUAUAUAAAUUGAUAGCCUGAAUGCACUGUAAGUCGCUUUGGAUAAAAACGUUAUAUCAUAUUUUUUCAUUACAGUAACAAGCAUUAGACUUUCACAUUAUUGCACUGGCAAUGGCAUUGCAAAUUACAUUUUUUGUAAUUGUAAUACUGCAAUGAGAAUAAUAUUUUUUUUUCUGCAUUAUAGUACUGAGAAUUAGAUUUCUUUGCUUUACAAUAAUUUUGACUAAUUUUGUUAUGAGAUGAGGUUUAUGUUUUGCAUCAAGCUUUCACAUUUUUACUAAUUACUUGUUAUGCGAACUUCACAAAUCAUAUGAUUUUUUUUCAGUAUUAAAACAAGCUUAUUGUGUUUCAGAUCAGAUCGAUGCAGCAUUAUGAAAUAAAAUGUGGCCUAAAAGUC